AUGCACAGAGAGCACUAUGUAAUCAAGAAUCAGCCAAAUUCCACAUUGAUAUGGCAGGAUUACGGAUCGGAGAGUACCCACUCUACGUACUAUAUGACCUGUCUGAUUAAAUGCCUUGAGACUCAACUUGAAGACUUGACAUCCGCCGACUAUCCUCCGGUCGCCCCAGACGCACCCGUGCACAUCACUAGAGCCGCUAGAUCCUCCUCCUAA
Molecule: messenger RNA, 213 nt
Organism: Penicillium lagena
Lineage: Eukaryota; Fungi; Ascomycota; Eurotiomycetes; Eurotiales; Aspergillaceae
Exons: 1
Coding region: 1-213 (70 amino acids)
Source: RefSeq, a predicted model, not a curated record